Messenger RNA from Dioscorea cayenensis subsp. rotundata (Guinea yam), 1400 nucleotides. Its product is annotated as trihelix transcription factor ASIL1. NCBI's taxonomy places the organism in Eukaryota, Viridiplantae, Streptophyta, Magnoliopsida, Dioscoreales, Dioscoreaceae. The coding region runs from base 235 to 1185 and encodes 316 amino acids. Gene Ontology annotation, molecular function: transcription cis-regulatory region binding. The transcript has a single exon. Gene Ontology annotation, cellular component: nucleus. The record is from RefSeq and is a predicted model, not a curated record.
UUUCAGCAUAGCCACCGCACACAGGCCCAACAUCGCCACCCAAAGUGCCCAGUGAGGCGGUCCGCACACCGCACACCGCCCACCUCACGCCGCGCCCCGUUCGGCCCCGCCUUCUCCCCUCCCCCUCUUCGUGGGCGGUGCUCUUACCCCCCCUCCUAAUAAUGACCACCCCCUCUUCCUUUUCCCCUUCUCUCUUCUUCUAUUCCUCUUCAUCUCCUCUUCUCGUCUUCUUCAAUGGCUUCUCCUUCUCCCUCUCCCUCUCCUUCCCCUUCCCCUCCUCCAGCCUCUCGAACUCCUUCUCCUCUCCCCGUCCCUCCUCCUCCUCCCCCUCCCUCCUCCUCCUCCUCUCGCCGCCUCCCGCCGCCGUGCUGGACCAACGAGGAAACCCUAGCCCUGAUCGAGUCCUACCGUGACAAGUGGUACGACCUCCGCCGUGGCAACCUGCGCGCCACGCACUGGCAAGAGGUCGCCGACGCUGUCGCCGAACGCUGCCGUAACUUCGCCGGCGCUACCCCUAAGACCUCCGUUCAGUGCCGCCAUAAGGUUGAGAAACUUCGCAAGCGGUACCGUGCUGAGCGUCAGCGAUCCCUUAACGCUGAUCCCUCCGCCACCCCGUCCUCCCCUUGGGUUUUCUUUUCUCAUCUCCAUUCUAUGGAGAUCGGCCCCUCUAAUCGCGCUGCCUCCGACGAGGAGGAAGAGGAGGUGGUGGAUCGCCGCUCUGCGCCUACUCGUAGCCUUCACCGCCUGAUGGAAAAUGGAGGGCUUAAGUUUAAGAUCCCUAAGGCGGUGAGGUCGAAGAUCGUUGGAUCUAGGCCUGAGGACCGGCCGACGCCGAUCCAAAACCCUAACCCUAGCUCUAGGAGUCGCUUGCUCGGGGGUUUCGCGCGGAUGGGGCCUACGAUGGAGGAGAUGAGGAGGAAGCUGGAUAAGAGCAGGCGGCGGAGUAGGGGGAAGGAUGAGGGCGAUGCUAUGGCGGAGGUGGUGUCGGCGCUGAGGAUGUUGGGUGAUAGGUUCAUGAGGAUGGAGCAGAUGAAAAUGGAGCAGGCCAGGGAGAUGGAGAGGGUCCGGAUGGAGAUGGAGCUCAAGAGGACGGAGAUGGUGCUUGAUUCGCAGAGGAGGAUUGUGGAUGCUUUUGUCAAUGGUCUUCUCGGGAAAAAGAGGGCUAAGGUUUCACCGGAGUCUUAAGGAAGGUCUUUCUUCGCCUUGUUUCUAACUCUUUUUAUUUUUUGGUUUAUUUUCUUGUUCUUGUUCUUGUUCUUCUCAAAAUGUGAUUAGGUUUUUAGGGAUUUCAUGGAAAGAAAAGAACAUCUAUGCAGGGAAGAAAAAGGUGACCGUUAAUGCUCUGUAAUUUAAUGUUAGUUUGUGAAUUUGCUUAUCUUAAUCAUAUUCUCCUUUUGAUA